Phacochoerus africanus (Common warthog) is the source of this 3121-nucleotide messenger RNA. RefSeq names its product Fli-1 proto-oncogene, ETS transcription factor (gene FLI1). Gene Ontology annotation, molecular function: sequence-specific DNA binding; DNA-binding transcription factor activity, RNA polymerase II-specific. Bases 266 to 1672 code for a protein of 468 amino acids. The transcript is spliced from 10 exons. Gene Ontology annotation, biological process: cell differentiation; regulation of transcription by RNA polymerase II. NCBI's taxonomy places the organism in Eukaryota, Metazoa, Chordata, Mammalia, Artiodactyla, Suidae. Gene Ontology annotation, cellular component: nucleus. The record is from RefSeq and is a predicted model, not a curated record.
GGCAGACCUGAGUGGCUGCUGCAGCCCGUAGGAUGUGCAGGGGCUGAGGCCGCCUGGAUACGCUGAAAAGAAAGGCAAACUUCGACUCUAGGCAGCCAGCGGGUUUAAUUCCACUCUGCCAAGGAUUGGGAGUCUGGGUACAGAGGAGUCACUCCAAGAGCUUGAACACCCUGGAGGUGCAGAAAUCCGGCUCCUGCUGGCGGAGCAGGAAGGGGUGUCUAAGGUUGGUUCUUGGGCCUUCCUGACACCUCCUCACCAACCCAGAAUGUUCCAGACAGUCCCUGACACGUCGUCUUACGUCAAGGUAAGACAUGACAGCGUCUUUAAACAGGAGGCUCUGUCGGUGGUGAGCGACGACCAGUCCCUCUUCGAUUCCGCAUACGGAGCGGCGGCCCAUCUCCCCAAGGCCGACAUGACCGCCUCAGGGAGUCCAGACUACGGCCAGCCCCACAAGAUCAACCCGCUCCCCCCGCAGCAGGAGUGGAUCAACCAGCCAGUGAGGGUCAAUGUCAAGCGGGAGUACGACCACAUGAAUGGAUCCAGGGAGUCUCCGGUGGACUGCAGCGUUAGCAAAUGCGGCAAGCUAGUGGGCGGAGGCGAGUCCAACGCCAUGAGCUACAACAGCUACAUGGACGAGAAGAACGGCCCCCCUCCCCCCAACAUGACCACCAACGAGAGGAGGGUCAUCGUCCCUGCAGACCCCACGCUGUGGACGCAGGAGCACGUGCGGCAGUGGCUGGAGUGGGCCAUAAAGGAGUACGGCCUGAUGGAGAUUGACACAUCUUUCUUCCAGAACAUGGACGGCAAGGAACUGUGUAAAAUGAACAAGGAGGAUUUCCUCCGAGCCACCUCCCUCUACAACACGGAAGUGCUAUUGUCACACCUCAACUACCUCAGGGAAAGUUCACUGUUGGCCUAUAACACAACCUCCCACACGGACCCAUCCCCACGGCUGAAUGUCAAAGAAGACCCUUCCUAUGACUCGGUCAGGAGAGGAGGAUGGGGCAACAACAUGAAUUCUGGCCUCAACAAAAGCCCCCCUCUUGCAGGAGCACAGACCAUGAGUAAGAAUACUGAACAGCGGCCCCAGCCAGAUCCCUAUCAGAUCCUGGGCCCGACCAGCAGUCGCCUAGCCAAUCCUGGGAGCGGCCAGAUCCAGCUGUGGCAGUUCCUCCUGGAGCUACUCUCGGACAGCGCCAACGCCAGCUGCAUCACCUGGGAGGGCACCAACGGGGAGUUCAAAAUGACGGACCCCGACGAGGUGGCCAGGCGCUGGGGGGAGCGGAAGAGCAAACCCAACAUGAAUUACGACAAGCUGAGCCGGGCCCUCCGAUACUACUACGAUAAAAACAUUAUGACCAAAGUGCACGGCAAGAGGUAUGCCUACAAGUUUGACUUCCACGGCAUCGCCCAGGCGCUGCAGCCACACCCCACCGAGUCGUCCAUGUACAAGUACCCUUCUGAUAUUUCCUACAUGCCCUCGUACCACGCCCACCAACAGAAGGUGAACUUUGUCCCUCCCCACCCGUCCGCCAUGCCGGUGACUUCCUCCAGCUUCUUUGGAGCCGCGUCACAAUACUGGACCUCCCCCACGGGUGGGCUCUACCCCAGCCCCAACGUCCCUCGCCAUCCCAACACCCACGUGCCCUCACACUUAGGCAGCUACUACUAGAAGCUUCCACGGUGGCCUUCUCGCCGAAGCCCCAUCCCUCACACUUCCUGUUGGACCUUUGUGGCCUUGCAGAGAAAGCAAAACCUUCAUGUUUCUUUCUUGUUGGACAGAACCUUUGUAUUUGUUCUUUAAAAAGCAAUCCUCUUUUUUUUUUUUUUUUUUCUUAUGUUGGGUAGCUAUCGUUUCCUCUACCUUGAACCAAGAGAUGAUGGAUGAUUCCAUGGGCCAGUACACCAGGUUUGGAUUCCUGAUCUCUUGUCCUUUUACAAGUUGACUAUUUAGAUGACUGGAAUGGUUUGUGUUAUGGUUCUGGGAAAGAAACUGUAGCUCUUCUGUAUACUUUUAGGACCAAAGCAGUUUCUUAUCAACACACGGGUCUCAUCUUGGACCUUGAAGGGUUCAGUAUGAUAAUCAUGGACUUAACCAGUUCUGCUCUGGUUUGAGACUUAACUGAAAAUAGAGGCAAGAAGCUUCUUAUUUUAUCUUAGGAAGACCUAAUUCAGUGGAUGGCAACUGGAACAUUGGUUGUAAGACCAGUGAAGUUUUCACCCAACUGGAAUUUAAGAGAAAGAACUAGUGUGUAUUUAAGAAGUCAUGGGCAUUGCAAAAUCCCUCUCAGUGAUAGCAAGAAAUGCACUAGGCUGACCAUUCUCUCUAGAAAUAGUCCAGGUAUGAACUAAGAAAUGCCAAUGCACAUGCAGCCGUUCCUAAAAGACGGAGAGGUAAAUAACUUUUUGUGUGUGUUUUUAAAAUAAUGACAGUGGGUCCCAGAACUUUGAAAAGUCAUAGGGAUUUCUAAAAACAAACAGAUUCGCAAGUGCUGUGCGCUUGUCAGAAGACCAGUCCAGGGUCCACCAACCAGGAGGCAACUUACUGUAUAAAUUAUGCAGAGUUAUUUUCCUAUAUCUCACAGUAUUAAAAAUAAAUAAUUAAAAAAUGAAAAGAAUAAAGAAACGAGUUGACCUCGGUCACACAGUGUUACUAUCAAAUCAGUCGUUGUUAUUUUUUUUAAUGUAAUUUGUACAUCUUUUGUCAAUCUGUACAUUUGAGGUGUGUGUUCGUUUUCACAGCAAGUUUUUAGAAAAGCAUAAUGUUGUUGUGUUGUGGAGAGGAUGUUGAUGUCACUGAGUUAACUGGAAAGAGGAUCACUGGUUCAGUAAUUUAACUUGGAGCACGGACAAACAAAGAUGGUCCCUUUCUUUGAUAAUGUUUGUAAAUAACCAAACUGCAGUCACAAAACUGGGAAAAGAACAACCCGACUUUCCCAUUCGGAUAUGAGGGAUUUUUCUAUCCUAUAUAUGCAAUAUUUUUUUAGAUAUUAAAAUAUCUAUAAUUUUGCAGAUAAUCAUUGACUUUUUUAAGCUGUGUUAAGUGUUAAGCUGACAAUGUCAUCAAAAACUCUGUUGUAAAAUAAUUCGACUAAAUAAAUUGUACAACCUUCCUUCAGAA